UCUUACAGACAAAGAUGAUGCCAGAAGACCACACUGAACAACUGAGAAUAACAAGCAAUAUUGAAAAGCAAAGCAGAUUGAGGCAGAAAUAAAAAUAUUCACCAUUUCCAUCAGAAAAACCACACAAUUCUUCUCCUUCCACAGCAGUGAGAGACAAAGGAAAGAAAUCAAUACGAGAUUUCGUGCUGCAAAAAGUAGAGUAUGUGGAACUCAAGGACACAAUACACAAAUAGGUCAAGAAAGAUUAUUUUUCCAUUCAGAAAAAGAGGAAAAUAUCUGGAAGUGAGUGGGGAGGAAAAGAUUAAUUGGACAGGUACAUAGGACAGACAGUAAUCCUUGCAUUGCCCUGGGGGAAGAAAUGGGCUUAAAUCAAAGCAACGCUAAACAAGGGAGCACACAUAUUGUUGACCUUCUCAAGAAUAUCAGUGGUGGAAAAUCUCAAUAGGUGUGCCUAUCAUGGAAGAUGCAGACUUCAAAUCGCAAAUGAUUAUGCGGGGAAAAAUCUAAUCUGGAGAAAAUUAGAUACAAAUUAUCUGAAUGUGGCAAAAGCUUUUGUCAGAACAGAUCCCUUUUGAUUGAAGAACCCACCCAGAAGCGAUGCCCUACAAGUGCUUCCAAUGUGCUAAAUCUUUUAAGAAAAAUGACAACUUGGUGAUACAUCUGAGGACUCACAGCAGGAAGAAGCCAUAUGACUGUCCGGAUUGUCAGAAAUAUUUCAUUGGAUAUUCCCACCACAUGAGACACCUGAGGACUCACUCAGGAAAGAAACCCUUUGAAUAUCCUGUUUGUGGGAAAGGUUUCAAUCAUAAUUCCAGCCUGGUAAGACACCAGAGGACUCACACAGUUCAGAAACCGUUUGCAUGUCCUUAUUGUGGGAAAGCUUUCAGUAAGAAUUCUGACUUGGUAAACCAUAAGAGGACUCACAUAGGAGAGAAACCCUUUAAAUGUCCUGUUUGUUGGAAAAGUUUCAGUCACAAUUCUGUCCUGGUGAGCCAUCAGAGGACUCACACAGGAGAAAAACCCUUUGAAUGUCCUAUUUGUGGGAAAAGUUUCAGUCAGAAUUCAAGCCUGGUGAGUCAUCAGAGGACUCACACAGGAGAGAAACCCUUUGAAUGUCCUGUUUGUGGGAAAGGUUUCAGUGAGAAUUCCACCAUGGUAAGACACCAGAGGACUCACAGAGGAGAAAAACCCUUUGAAUGUCCUAUUUGUGGGAAAUGUUUCAGUCAGAAUUCCAACCUGGUGAAACAUCAAAGGACUCACACAGGAGAGAAACCCUGUAAAUGUCCUGUUUGCUUGAAAAGUUUCAGUCAGAAUUCUCUCCUGGUGAGUCAUCAGAGGACUCACACAGGAGAAAAACCCUUUGAAUGUCCUAUUUGUGGGAAAAGUUUCAGUCAGAAUUCCAACCUGGUGAAACAUCAAAGGAUUCACGCAGGAGAGAAACCCUUUAAAUGCCCUGUGUGCGGGAAUAGUUUCAGUCAGAAUUCUGUCCUGGUGAGGCAUCAGAGGACUCACACAGGAGAAAAACCCUUUGAAUGUCCUCUUUGUAGGAAAAAAUUCAGUCGGAAUUCUGAGUUGGUGAAACACCAAAGGAUUCAC
Notechis scutatus (mainland tiger snake) is the source of this 1596-nucleotide messenger RNA. NCBI's taxonomy places the organism in Eukaryota, Metazoa, Chordata, Lepidosauria, Squamata, Elapidae. The record is from RefSeq and is a predicted model, not a curated record.